Zerene cesonia (dogface butterfly) is the source of this 3203-nucleotide messenger RNA. Its product is annotated as hexokinase-1-like. Gene Ontology annotation, biological process: intracellular glucose homeostasis; glucose 6-phosphate metabolic process; glycolytic process. Gene Ontology annotation, molecular function: fructokinase activity; glucokinase activity; mannokinase activity. Lineage: Eukaryota; Metazoa; Arthropoda; Insecta; Lepidoptera; Pieridae. The record is from RefSeq and is a predicted model, not a curated record. Bases 140 to 1627 code for a protein of 495 amino acids. The transcript is spliced from 11 exons. Gene Ontology annotation, cellular component: mitochondrion; cytosol.
AGUGUUGAUCCGACCGCGGCCGUAAGCGGAUGUCACAUACGCGCCUGAGAAUUUAACUCGUGUGUAUUUUUACAUUAUCAUUUCGGCCUUCACGUUGUUUUUAUUUGGUAUUUGAUCGAAACCAGAUCACGUGAACAAGAUGUCGCUGGUGGUAGAAAACGGUCACAAGGAGUGUGUUAACGGCCACAAGGUGUAUGUGAAUGGAAAGAAUGCCACAAACGGGUCACACGUGAAUGGUGUGAAUGGUGAGGUGCCUUGGGAGAAGCAGUUCCUUCCACCAGCUUUGGAUAUUGACGAUAGGGCACGUGCAUUGGCGGUGGAGUCCAGGUUAUCCAGCCUUGUGUUAUGUGGCGCCACCUUGCAGAAGGUUGGUGAAGUUUUUACCCGCGAAAUCGAAAAUGGUCUCAGUAAAAGACCAUCCAGCUUGCAAAUGGAAAAUACGUACAUACCCGAACUACCUGAUGGCACAGAGGAAGGUGUGUUCCUAGCGUUGGAUCUAGGCGGUACUAAUUUCCGAGUACUAUUCUUAGAACUACGGGGAGGUCAACUGGUGCGGGAGGAUGUGAAACAUUAUCAUAUCAGCGAUGCUCUACGGCUAGGAACUGGCGAAGAACUCUUCAAUUUCCUUGCCGACUGUGUGCUGGAUUUCCUACGUUCAGAAGACAUGGUGGACCGUGAAUUGUCUCUCGGAUUCACUUUCUCGUUCCCCAUGAAGCAGCACUCCAUAUCUUCUGGUGAGCUAAUAACUUGGACCAAGAGCUUCAAGUGCAGUGGUAUGGAUGGAGUGGAUGUGGCUGCGUUGCUCCAGCGCUGUUUGUGGGAUAGAGGCUUGAAGAUAACAGUUCAAGUGCUACUGAAUGAUACCACUGGGACAUUGGUAGCUGGCGCCCAUAUGGAUCCUGAUGUUGCUGUGGGUGUGAUUCUAGGCACAGGAUCCAACGGCUGUUACAUGGAACGCGCAGACCGGGUCAAGCACUGGGAAUCUGCACAUGAGAAGGUCCAUGAUGUUUGCGUGGAUAUCGAGUGGGGGGCGUUUGGGGAUAAUGGUUGUUUGUCCUUCCUGAGGACGGAGUUUGAUAAUGAGGUGGACGGCAGUUCGUUGCUCGCUGCUUCUUUUACUUUCGAGAAAUAUAUCGGCGGGAAAUAUUUGGGAGAGCUUCUCUGCGCUGUGCUGCGUGGAUUGGCUAAAGAUGGACUGUUUCCAGCUGAGCCCAUCAAAGGAGAAUUACUUUCAGUUCAUGUCAGCAUGUUUGAAGAAGACAACGUGAGUGGCGAAUGGCAGCGCACAGCAGAUGUGUUGUGCGCAGCGUGCGCCGGCGCAAAAAUAUCGCGAACCGACGCACUGGUGGCACAGCAUGCGGCGCGACUAAUUUCCAACCGUGCUGCUCAACUUGUGUCUGUUUGCAUAGCAACAAUCCUGAAGCGAAUGGACAGAGCGCACGCGUCCGUGGCGGUAGAUGGCUCUGUAUUCAAAAAGCACCCGCGCUUACGACAUCUUAUGGACAAAUACAUCGCUCUGCUUGCCCCUCAUCAUAAGUUCACAUUAUUGGCCGCUGAAGACGGCAGCGGCAAGGGGUCAGCAUUAACAGCCGCCAUUGCUGCCAGAGUUGCGGCAAGAAAAUCCUAGCCACUUGUGUGCGACUGCAGUGUGACAAAGGGUGUUCAAGCGAGCAAAUAUGUGAAUAAUAUAGCUACGAUUGAACGUAAUUUGUUAAAUAUGUACCAAAUUGUAUCCAGUGGAUUCCAAUAGCAAUGCAGAUACAUUGCUCUGUCUAGUGCCAGUUUAAUAACUUGGCCUAUAAUACACUAUUCAAAAAACACCGCUGACUUCGAAUUUAUAAUCUUGCAAAAAUAAUUAGGUAAUUUCUAGUGGACUAAGUUUCGAAAUAUGUUAAUAAUCAUCAAAUAGAGAAGUAAUUUUGUAAUGUAUACAUUGUAUGACAUUUGUUUACUAGACGAAUAUUUUUGAUAAAGCCCUCAGGCAUUUUCCUAUUUAUCGGUAUAUGAAUCACGCUAUAAGAUCCGCCAUGUUUGGAUAUGAAUGCUAGCAAUGAAAGACUUUGUAGGUUAGUGUAUAUUUAUAGGCAUUUUUACUGUGAUUUUUUAAACGAUUCGCCUCGCAGUUCUUUGAUACACAAUUAUUGUUAAUAAUUCUGUAUCCAAUCACCAGUGUAUACGCAUUUAAAGAUACAUUUCUCUUUGUCAUAGAUGCAUUCAAUAUUAUAUUAAAGACAGUGUCAGUUUUAGUUUUCAUAUUAAUAAAUCAGAUGAAUCAUUUUUAUUCUGUUACUAUAUAAGAAUCGGUGUGAAAAAUGGUCGGUGAAUUAUGAUUUAAUUACCAAUUUAUUAGUUGUUAGGUAUUGAUAUUUUAUUCAUAUUUAGUGCAUAUUGAGUAUUUCAUAUGUACUAAACAUGAUUCCUUAUGUAAUUAAUUGCUUUGCCAAUGAAUUAUUGAAAAUCGUUAGAAAAUUGUGUCGUCUCAUGUCAUUGAAAAUAAAACGAAAGGGACUGCAUAUUUAUAUAAAAUAUGCUAACUGACAUUCGAAAUAUCAGCCUUAGUUGUUAAUUAAUAUUAUUAUCAGUGCCAUAAUUAUUGAUAUUUGGAAUAAAUAGUCCCACUCUCAAAGUAAAAUGAAAAAAUAAUGUUCUACCUCCGAACCAAUAACUACAAUAUUACUCGAAAGCUGUUAGAAUACAAUAUAGUUUUUUAAUCUUUACAUAUCUAUUAGAGCUUACAAUAUUUUUAUUGAAUUGUACAAAUAACGUAUGAUAUUACGGAUAGACAUUUUUAUAUAUACAAAUCGUUAUAUUUAAUUUAAUACAUAACUAGACUAUAUACUACUUUUAUUUUUGAAAUUGAAAAUAUUAUAAAAAUUGAUGCUAUAUAUGAUUAGUACAGUUUCUGUGUUUAAUUUUAAAUAUUUUAUGUCUUAAAUGUUAAAAAUAUUGCUUGUUAAUAGGCUUUUCUUUUAGUUUCAGUCUUGCCAUUUUAUCUUUUUAUAUCAGAGAAACGUUUAUAUCAUUUAUAACAGUUAUCUGAUAUAAAUUUUAUAGUUUUAAUGGCAGCUAUAUUUUUUAUAGUUGUCACUAUCCGCUGUUUUAAUGUAAUAUCGUAGAUUGUGAAUGAUAUUUCUUGUUAAUCUGUGCAUAAUAAUUUAACAGAAUUUACUAUGUUUAUUUUUGUAAUUUUAAAUUUUAAGGUU